GUCCCGGCCGCCCCCGUCUUUAUCUUCAGCAGACGUAUGUGGCCGGGAACUCCGGAGUUGGUGCGCGACAGCGCAAACAAACACAGCCCUCGCCCUCGCAGUGACCCAGAGGGGUGGUGAGCUCUGGGAAGCGGAGCCGCUCCCGACCGGGCCGGCUGUGGCGCUCUGUGCGGGGGCCGCCGGGCUGUGGCACCCUGUGCGCAGGCCUCGCCGCACGGCUGGGGACCUCCCGGGAGCUUUUGUUCAGAGCCUUCUCACUUCGUGCGCGCAGUGCCGUUUUGGCACGAUCGCAAAGCCCUCUUUAAACAAAGCUGCUAGUGAAAAGCACUUAAUAAACGCGGCAGCGAAUGUGCUUAUGUUGUGUUUUGCAGUACGUAAGUAGCCCGGUGACAUAAUAGGUCAAACGCCAGAUGCUGCGCGGCAGAGCUGCCCGUAGGCCCUCUUGGAGCUCGCUGUGUUACGAAGUUGAGCGCAGGCGGUGCCACUGGGCCCUGGGUGAGCAGCAGCACGGAGCAGGCACUGCCCUGUGUGCAGAGGUCAGGCAGCGGCCCGUCCCUGGGUAGUGCCUCUGCUUCCAGCACGGGCUGAGCCUGUUCAGUUGGAGUCAUUUUGCUGCUUAGGAAUGUGGACCUACGGGCUGAGACGCUCGGUUUUGUCUGUGCGUAAGGCCUUGUCCAGCACGUGUCUAUGCUGUGAGUAGGAUUGCGAGCUUCUGAGUAGGGAUGCACAGCAUAAAUUUGUAUGAACAGUUACCGUUUCACUGAUUAGUCCAUGUUUAGGUGAGCAGAAGUGAGACGGGUUCUUCACAUAGGACUGCGCCCACAGCAGUGCCUGUUCCUGAGCAGUGGCACCUGUAUGGUUUAGCUUUGAGUGAGUCCACAUGGGUGAGCCAGGCAAGGGUCUGACCAAUCCUGUGAAUAUACACGUGGGCAAGAAGGGGAGCAUUAGUGUCUUCGUGGGCUGUUAAAAAUUCACACAUCCAAGGCUAAAGUGAAAGUGCAGCUGGAAAAGGUUUGGCUAUGGCAGAGCAGGAAACAGUAGAGAAAGUCUUGGCUGUGGGCAUGUUCAGCUGACCUUAGGUUUGCGUGCUUGAGAAAUGUAACUUCUGUGCAGAGGCUUUUAAUAAACUACAGAUUCUUUAUUGUAUUCACCACAGCUAAAACAAAAAGUCAGAAUUACUGUGAUAAAGCUCACCAGCUUGACUUUAGUAGUUAGAUUCAGCUUGUGAUUCUUCGGGCUGUUGUCAGCAUUUCCACUAUAACACUUAACAAGUACAGUCUUUUGUUAGAGGUGAUAGCUGUGGGGUUUUGCUUCUUUUACUGAACAGCUCAACCAAGUACAGAUUAUGCUGAGUAACGUUUUCAGUGAACCUUCAGUUCAAGCUUUCCAAAGUUUAACCAAGAACAAGGGCUGCAUAAUUUCUUUUGCCUUGCUGUUCAUAAUAACCUCUGCUGGAAAAGGAAGGCAGACCUGCCUUCAGCCAGUGUGCUGCCUCUUUUCCUGAAGUUUAGUUUCUCCCUACAACUUCUUGUUACAAAUGUUCUGGCCCAUUUUGCUGCUUGAAGGGAAGGAACUUUCUUGUCCCUAAGCAGAGCAUCCAAGAGGAAUGCAAGCGUUGGCUGCAUAGCAAGGCCAAUCUCUAGCUGUCUCUUUAUUUGUCCUCUUCGUUUCUUUGGGGAGAGGGAAGUGGGAGUGGGAAGCAUUCCCUGUUAAAGUGUAUUGCCUUCUUGUAGAACUGCUUUUAGCGCUCCCAAACUAAACUAAAUACCAGCAUGAAUUUGAUCAGGGCGCUACUGGCGGUAGAGCUCUGGACGGAGAUGUUGAUCCUGAGCAGAGCCUUGCAGAUAUCAUAAUGUUGCUGCUUGUUAAGGCGUUAAGUACAGGAGGCAGCAUUCAGGGUAAACACGUGCUUGGAAGAACAGUAGUGCAUCGCUUUGGUGACUUUCAUUAUGCGAUUCCACAGCUAUAAUGCCUAGAAUUUUCCACUAAUUAAAAUACGAAAUUCAUGGAGGUUGAUAUGUGGGCCUUGAGCUCUCUGGAGAAUGUUUCUCUGUUUCCCUGUAGUUAGUGAAAUUUUUUCAAACCUUCCUUCUGAUGAUGACUGUAAUUAUAAAAAUUUGAGAAGGAGGAAUACUGAUGUGCAAAAUAUUGGAAUAGCACUGACUAACACGAAUUUUAGCUUGGUAGGAUAUUGGACCAUGGCAUUUAUCUCUUGUUGUAACAGGCCUUCCUGUUGACUUGGGAAUUUUAUAUCCAAUAAAUACGUUAUUGUGCAUUUCUCUUUAUAACUCCGGCAUGGCUUUUGCUGGGACAAAUAUGAAGACAUUUCUGCAUAUCUCAAAGGCCCUGGCAGUUGCUUGCAUUCAAAACAAGACUGUAUAUGGCAUGAAGUGGUUUCUUUAGGGGAAAAAUAUUGUUUGAGAAAUUGGUCUUGUUCUCUUGAGGGCAGCGCUUUUCAGAACAGAGUCUGAUGAUUGAUUAGCUGGAAAUCAAAUGAAUUUUGUUUCCUUGUUAAAACAUCAGCUUGGAUUAGAGAACUGAAUUCCUGUGUUGCUUGAUUUUUGUUUAACCCUUGUCAGGAUGGCGGUUUAUAUCUUACGGGUACAGUUAACACGUUGCUUUCAGGAGCAUUUUGAGGACCAGUCAGGGAGAGAUUGGCAUUCGAGAGCAGAGGCUGUGUUGCAAGAAGUCUUCCAAGUGGCAUAGUGCGAAAGCUGGGAUGUCUUCCUUUGGACUGUGGGCUGGAGGUGUGGAUGCUCACCUCCGCUUUGCUGCAAGUCAGGUUUUUCAUUGUCUUAACUAUAGCUGUCAUCCCACAGUGUUUAUGUCAAUUUCUGUCCCACUCGACAGAAGACCACAGCAGGCUUUUUGCUGUGUUUUGUAGGGUUAGUAGUGAUCAGUACUGAUGUACGGUCGGUAAAUUUCCCACUGCUUCUGGCUUCAGCAGAUGUGAUGAGAAUAAAAUAAAAGUGCAGCAGUAGGAGUGCAUGCCUGAAACAGCUCCAAGGUAGGAAUUGGUAGCAUGAUAUAGAUCAGUCUUAAUUCUCCAUAUCUACAGGAUGGGUUUGGCUUUGCUGCUGACUGAGAAUCCUUAGAAGUCAGAGGAUGACUAUUCCCAGAAGUUAUAAUUGAAACAAUGUCGUAUGUUACUGAGUUUGCGCUGUUAUUGAUGUUAUUUUGACCUAUGGAGGGGAAAAAAAAAGAGAGAACACACUAUUAGUAUAUAGGCUUUAAAAUGCUUAGUUCUAGAUAAGUACCAUUCCAGGUUUCUGCUUGAGAUUAUAAUGACAUUGUGUAUAUGGUGCAUUGUUUAUUUGGUUUUAAGACCAGGCAGGUUAAAUUGCCAUACAAGUUCACUGAUCCGGACCCAAAUUUAAGUCACAUGUCAGUUUGCUCGUGAUGACACGAGGAAGAAUAAAACAUUUCUCAGGUUCAUUCACCUUGUUUGAAAGAAUAGCUUGAAUCAUGUAAGCAAAGAGCCUGCCAGCCCUUUAUUUAAUUUUCUGAAGAAGUUGCCCUGUGAAGUCAGAACAUGCUGUCCUAAAGGAACGACUUGGCUUCAUAAAUGAUUGUACCUUAAAUUCUUGAAUGUCAUUUUUUAGUGAUACGUCUGUGAUAUGCUGGACAAAUACAUUUUGCUAAGCUGUAAAUCAUAUUAUUGGCAAAACUGCUGUGUUUAACAUAUUACAGUGGUUUCACGGUCUUUGAAGGGAAAAUGUCCUAACUUUAAUGGCGUAGAAAUUUCUAUUGUCUGCUAAGUUUAUAAUCGGUCAAGUUGUGCAAUGUCAUUCAGCUGCUCAGGGCCAGUCAGGUCUGUAGUCUAUAUCUUUGAGAAUCACAGAAUGGCCUUGGCUGGAAGGGACCUCAAGGAUCAUGAAGCUCCAACCUCCACAUGUAAUACUAGACCAGGCUGCGCAGGGCCCCAUCCGACCUGGCCUUGAACACCUCCAGGAACACGGCCUCCACAACCUCUCCGGGCAAAAGAGGCCUUAUGGGCAGUAUUUAAAGUAACGUUAGUUUGAAAGGAAAAGAAGAAAACAGAACCUAGACAACCUCUUAUCAAAAAGAAUUUCCAAAUUUAAUCUAAUUGAUGUGAUUGUAAGCAUGCACUGAAUGAGAACACUUUCAGCUGGAGGAAGAGCGAAGAGGCACUUAUAACUGGAAUCAGGACAGAAGCCACCUGACUCUAUUACCGUCAGCAGAGCAAAACACAUAAUUAGCUUGGCUUCUCCAGCUUCUUUCUGUCAUUGUUGGGAGAGGAAGCACUCUGCCAGGUUAGUGCUAGAUGGGCCCUGCAGGUGAUUCUGUUGGGCUCCUUUGUUUCACCCAUUUGCCUUUCACUAUCGCAUAGCUGUACUGUAUGUACUAUCUGUAUUAUUUUCAACUGAGCACUAAAUAUAUUUUUUAUUUGAUCUGGCCAAGACUUGCAAUUAUGAGCAGCCGUCUGCUUCAUGAACAGAUCUCACACAGUCACAGAAUGUCAGGACUUCAAAUGAUCAUCUAGUUCAGUCUCAAGUUCUUAACGUUUAUAUUAUUGAUAUGUUAGCUACUGCACAUGUUUGUCUUUUAUCAUAGUUUCUUCAGCUGCAUAUUUGUUUACCAUGAAACUCAAUCCCUAAGGUAUUUUUCUGUUCAUGACUACAAUCUAUACUGCAUGUAUAGUAUGUUUUUGCUUUUCUAGACAUGUCUGCAUUUUCCAGUGUCACUGCUCCAUUUAUAUUGUCCCAGACAGUUAAUAGUGAUGCUGAAUGCUGGCACAGCUGAGAUAGCCAGUGAGGCAUUAAUGAGAGUGUGAUUUGUUAACAACAUUGGAAUUUUUUUGCUGUUUCACAGUUCAUACAAUAGUGCUUGUAUUCAGCUGAGAAUUACUAGCUAUAACAUUUUACAGCACCAGUUAUUACUGAGGUGUCUGCCUGUUGGUAAGAUUCAGCCUAUUUAGUCAAUGUGGUUGUAAAAACAAACUUGGGCACCAAUGUAUUUAAUAUCAUAGAAGAUGGUUGUAGGUCCGAGUUCCCAUGUUCAUCCUGCCAGCAGAAAUAAAGCUCCCAGUGGUUUAUACUGCAGGCUGUGUGGUAGUGCACUCUGAAAAGCUGUGUUGUUCUGGGUCUUGAGUGUUUUCUGCACUUGAGGUUUUUACCAUUGCUGUUCCAUUACAAAGGCCUUACUCCGAAUUUUGGUCCUGGCUUGUUUCUCUGCUUUACAUUUGGAUAUGCUGUAACUUUUGUUGCAUGUUAACCCAUUGAUGAGAGAAAGUCUCUUUAGCAAGGCAAAUAUAUCUAGAACUGUUCCAUGAGUUGUUUUUUUUCCCUCUGUUCUGACAGCCUGAAUUUUUGGGUUAUAAGAGAACUGCUGAUAAAUUCCUCAUCAGUGUUGUGAGGAUCAACUUCCUGGAAGCAGUCAGGGGGGAAAAAAAAAGAGGAUUAUUUAAUUUGUCCUUACUUUUGAUCCAGAAACAAAGGAGUUAGAAAGCAAUACUUAAAGCCAAAAAUGAAUUAAACAAUCUAAAGGUUAAACCGUCUUGGAGAGGGGGGGGAAAUGUUGCACAGAAACAUUUGGUUUCGUAGCUUGAGUUGUCAUAGGAUGAUCUGACUUUCCACUUAAGCAUCUUGUGACUUACCAGGUACUUCCCCAGAUACCUCUGGUUGGGGGUGGAAAUUUGUUUGAUGCAAGAGAGCUGAACUUUCUCACUGUUACUGUGAGCAACUUUCGGCAAAGCAAUGAAAGUGAACUAGCUGCAUUUCUGCAUGCGGUGGCAGUGAGUGUGAGCUUUGUUUUUAGGCUCAUAGUUGUGUAUUUUCACCCUCCUGAUGCGUGUCUGUAAUGUUUCCUCCAUGAAGGGAAAGUCCCCAGGACUUUGUGUAGCAGUUCAGGCUAGAAUUUUUAAGUCAGUUGCAGUCAGCAGAUAAGAAAGUGAUUCUCUAACAGGCAGUGUGAGCAAACUCUGGUGUGAAGUGGGAGACUAAUCAAGUUGCUUGAGUUGAAAAUUAAGGAAAAAAAAAAACCCCUCUGUUAGAAGUUCCUGUAACUUAGUUUUACUACUCCAGUUUUGUAUCACAGGUCCCUCUGAAAGCACAUUUGGUGAGAAUAGGUUUCUCAUGAGAAAUAUUUUCUUCCAUCUCCUCUGCACUGUCAUACUUGUAAUAAGUUUGUUCUUUGUGCAUCUUUCUAAUGAUCCUACUCGUCAAGGAACUCUUCCUUUCAGAAGAACUUCUGAGUAACUGCGGAAAUGGUGCUCUUGCAGAACAUUCUGAAAAUGUGCAUAUUUCAGGAGUGUCAACGGCUUGUGGAGAUAUUCCAGAACAAAUUCGAUCACCGAGUGGGACGAUCACAAGUCCAGGGUGGCCCUCUGAGUAUCCUGCCCGAAUCAACUGUAGUUGGUAUAUCCAUGCAAACCCAGGGGAGAUCAUUACCAUAAGCUUUCAAGAUUUUGAUGUUCAGGGAUCACGCCGAUGCAGCUCAGAUUGGUUAACAAUUGGAAGCUACAAGAAUAUUGAAGGCUAUAGAGCAUGCGGCUCCUCCAUUCCUUCACCAUACAUCUCUUCACAGGAUCAUGUUUGGAUCAGAUUUCAUUCAGACGACAGCAUCUCCAGAAAAGGCUUCAGAUUAGCCUAUUUUGCUGGAAAAUCUGAUGAGCCAAAUUGUGAUUGUGACCAGUUUCAUUGUGCUAAUGGGAAGUGUAUUCCAGAAUCUUGGAAGUGUAAUAAUAUGGAUGAAUGCGGAGACAACUCUGAUGAAGAAAUCUGUGCCAAAGCUAAUCCUCCAACAAUUUCUUCCUUUCAACCUUGUGCUAGCAAUCAGUUCCAGUGUCUUUCUCGCUUCACCAAGCUUUACACUUGCCUUCCAGAAUCUUUAAAAUGUGAUGGUAACAUCGAUUGUCUUGACCUUGGAGAUGAAAUAGACUGUGAAGUGCCAACGUGUGGGCAGUGGUUGAAAUACUUUUAUGGUACUUUUAGUUCUCCCAAUUAUCCUGACUUCUAUCCACCUGGAAGCAACUGCACCUGGCUGAUAGACACUGGUGAUCAUCGUAAAGUAAUUUUGCGAUUCACUGAUUUUAAACUUGAUGGUACGGGUUUUGGAGACUAUGUCAAAAUAUAUGAUGGGUUAGAGGAGAAUCCACGGAGGCUGUUGCGUGUGCUAACAGCAUUUGACUCUCAUGCUCCCCUCACAGUUGUUUCAUCUUCAGGACAAAUAAGAGUGCAUUUUUGUGCUGACAAAGUGAAUGCUGCACGAGGUUUCAAUGCCACCUAUCAAGUAGAUGGCUUCUGUUUGCCCUGGGAAAUUCCAUGUGGUGGAAACUGGGGUUGCUACACAGAGCAGCAACGCUGCGAUGGCUACUGGCACUGUCCAAAUGGAAGGGAUGAAACCAACUGCACCAUGUGCCAAAGAGACGAGUUUCCAUGUUCUCGAAAUGGUGUUUGCUACCCUCGUUCAGAUCGCUGCAACUACCAGAAUCAUUGCCCUAAUGGUUCAGAUGAAAAAAAUUGUUUCUUCUGUCAGCCAGGAAAUUUUCAUUGUAAAAAUAAUCGCUGUGUUUUUGAGAGCUGGGUUUGUGAUUCUCAAGAUGACUGUGGCGAUGGCAGUGACGAAGAAAAUUGCCCAGUCAUUGUGCCUACUAGAGUAAUAACUGCAGCUGUCAUUGGGAGCCUUAUUUGCGGACUGCUGCUUGUCAUUGCACUGGGAUGUACCUGUAAAUUGUACUCACUCAGGAUGUUUGAGAGAAGAUCAUUUGAAACUCAUUUGUCAAGGGUUGAGGCUGAACUGUUAAGAAGAGAAGCUCCUCCAUCUUAUGGACAGUUAAUUGCCCAGGGUUUAAUUCCACCAGUUGAAGACUUUCCAGUUUGUUCACCAAACCAGGCAUCAGUUCUGGAAAACCUGAGACUGGCAGUGCGAUCUCAACUUGGAUUUACCUCCAUCAGACUUCCUAUUACUGGCAGAUCAAGUAACAUUUGGAAUCGAAUUUUUAAUUUUGCAAGGUCACGUCAUUCAGGAUCACUGGCAUUGGUCUCAGCAGAUGGAGAUGAUGUUGCCAGCCAAAGUACUAGUAGAGACGCUGAAAGAAGUAAUACUCACAGAAGCCUAUUUUCAGUUGAAUCUGACGAUACAGAUACAGAAAAUGAAAGAAGAGACACAGCGGGAGCGGUUGGUGGCGUUGCUGCUACCUUGCCUCAGAAAGUCCCACCUGCAACAGCAAUAGAAGCAACAGUGGGAGCAUGUGGGAGUUCCUCUGCUCAGAGCGGCAGCGGUGGUAACACAGAUAGCGGAAGAGAAGUGACGAGCAUAGAGCCCCCAGGCACAAGUCCUGCACGCCACCAGCUCACUAGCGCGCUAAGUCGUAUGACUCAAGGCUUACGCUGGGUACGCUUUACGUUAGGGAGAUCGAGCUCAGUGAAUCAGAACCAAAGUCCUUUGAGACAGCUUGAUAAUGGGGUAAGUGGAAGAGAAGAGGAUGAUGAUGUUGAAAUGUUAAUUCCAGUCUCUGAUGUAGCAUCAGACUUUGACAUGAAUGACUGUUCAAGACCUCUGCUUGAUCUCAGCUCAGAUCAAGAACCAGGGCUUAGACAGCCUUACAGUGCAACACAUCACGGUGUAAGAUCAUGCAAUCGAGAUGGCCCCUGUGAGAGCUGUGGCAUCGUACACACUGCCCAGAUACCUGACACUUGCUUAGAAGCAACAGUGAAAAAUGAAACUAGUGACGAUGAGGCAUUAUUACUCUGCUAGGUACGGGUUGUUUAGGAAAGAUUGUGUACAAGUUGGAGCAAUAUCUGUCAUUGUUUUGUACUUCACAGUUAAAACUAGUUUUUAGUUUUAAAAAGUCCAGGACAACAUUAUGUUAAAACUAUUUUAGCCUGUGUGGUUGAUUAAACAUUUCUUAUACUGGAUGACUUUAUGGAACUAUUAGAGUGAACGUUUUAAUGGCUCUGAAUACACAAUGUGUGUAUCCAGUAUAACCUGAGAUUACUCUUUAAACUGAAGUUAUCCCGGUUAGUUUCAAAUUUAGUCUAUCCUGGUACUGUAGUUCAGAACAGAAACAUGGCCGCUCAAGACUUAAUGGCUGCCUGUUUAACCCCAUAUUAACAGGUGAAUUUGUACAGAAUUGUUUUCCUUUAGGAAUUGACUCUGUUGUAUUAUUGCCAACAUACUUGUAACUUAAUAUACUAAAUGCUGAUAAGGAUUGUUAAUGCAAAAUAUGUACUUUACUUUGAGUUUAUACAACAUUUUGUCUAUUCUUGAAUUUCAUUAUAAUGUGAACUUAUUUAAAGGGAGGAGAAGAUUUCUCCAGGAGCAUUCUUUUUCUUUCAAAAGAACAAAAUGCAAUGAUUUGUGAAUUUUAGAUAGAUAUAAUAGAUAAACUGAUGGCAAAAGCUUUUGUAGCACUGACUUUCCCAAACAGCAAUCUAAUAUGAUACAGCCAAAUAGCAUAUAAAGCCCCCAGUCAUUAGUCUUUCCAAUUUGAAGUAAAAAAGGGCCGAAGAUACUACUGUGUGUUAGUUUUUUUAAAUAUCCAGUAUGUACAAAUACACUACAGAGUAAGUUCCAACUGGUAAUAGAUCUUUCCCUAAUACUGUAGGGUAUAAAGCUUGUUUGGACUCAAGGGAUUUGCACUAAAAUCAUAUUAAGGUCUCUAAAUGAGCUUAGUGCACAAGCACUAUCACUUUAAGUACUAUUAUUGUCUAAUAUUGCAAUGGCUAUAUAUUUCCAUGGCUCUUUUCUUGGGGUGUUGCAUUUUUAUUGCAAUUGAAUUUGCUUUACUAAUUCCCUAUUUAUUCACUGUAUUUAAAAACUGGUUUACUUGGUUGCAGACUGGUUGUUUAAAAAACAAAACAAAAAAAUCCCUUUCCAUGUAUUUUUUUAAUGCUAAUUCACGUUGGAGCAAAACAGAUCAGUGGAAAAAAGCUCACAACUUCCAAUUUUGUGAUAAACAGGUUACUGUGUGGUUACUGGCUUGACAACAAGAAUCUACACCUUUUAAAAAACAAAAAUGUCAACUACUGUUUUAUUUAUUCUUUGCCAGUCUGUUUUUAGUAGGCUUAAAGAUCCAGUAUGAAAUGUAUUUGUGUGUGAUUGUAUGCUAUUUAUUAAAUUUUAAAUACUUUGUUGAAUGUCAUUUUAAAGCAUGUUUAAAGUCUUGUGCAUUUCUGUCGUGUUAUGCUGUCGGGCAGAACUGACUAAAAUGUUUUAAUAUGUAUCAAAAUUAAAUUGAAUUUUUGUUAUGUUUUUGAGGUACUUUUAAAGAUAAAUCCAUGUCUGGCUUUUUAUUUUACUUUUUGAAACUCCUCAUCUCUGAAGUACAAAUCACAUGCAGAAAAGAAACCAAUUGAAUGGAUUCAAAAGUGUAUAUAUCUGUCGUCUCCCUCUUCUCUUCAUUUACAGACACAGGGAUGAGAACAAUAAACAGUUUUACCAUCUGGUGGAUUUAAUUCACAAGAGUAGUAGUAAAUUCUGAGUUCAGGACACGGUUAUGUAGAUUUGUGCUUUUGAGGACCUUAUGUGCAAUACAGUUGUAAAAGAUUUUAUUCUAAUAACCCACGCGGUUUCAAGUUUCAGAACAGAUCACAUCACGCUGGUACCAGUUCAGGUACAGAUUGGCCCAUAGUUACACAUACCUGAGUAAAAGUCAUCGAUGGCCAUUUUUAUUCACAUUGAAUAAUAUCUAAAUCUGUGGGUAAUCUUUAGUCUGAUUUCAGUGGUGUUGCUUAUAGAGCAGGCAGUUUUGCAAUCUGAAUACGAUAACACACUCUGAAAUAUACGUGAACAGUGUGUCCUGGUAUAAAAUACUGGGUUUUUAAAGCUUCCUAAUUAUCAUUAGAAAGUGAUUAUGGAAAUGUUUGUCACUGAGGCAGAUACGUUUUGAAGAAAAAGUCUUCAUAGAAUACCUUAGUUAUAUACACACACAAAGUGAUCUAAAGUGGUUCCAUGAAAUGCCCCAACUAGCAUAUACCUAUGGUCUCCAUAAUGCAGAUGUAAAGUAGAAUACAAUGUUCAAUUUGUUUUAAAGGAUAAAUGCUACACAUUAAACUGAAAAGUUGGAUUUGAUUGAGAAUUUGGAAAUUUGUAAAUAAAAUUCAUAUUUGUAUGAGGCUAA
Messenger RNA from Gallus gallus (chicken), 11083 nucleotides. RefSeq names its product LDL receptor related protein 12 (gene LRP12). The transcript is spliced from 7 exons. Lineage: Eukaryota; Metazoa; Chordata; Aves; Galliformes; Phasianidae. The record is from RefSeq and is a predicted model, not a curated record. Gene Ontology annotation, molecular function: microtubule binding. Bases 6169 to 8718 code for a protein of 849 amino acids. Gene Ontology annotation, biological process: cilium assembly. Gene Ontology annotation, cellular component: cilium; microtubule.